Molecule: messenger RNA, 1008 nt
Organism: Amoebophrya sp. A25
Lineage: Eukaryota; Dinophyceae; Syndiniales; Amoebophryaceae
Source: the annotation of a GenBank genome assembly
GCCCAAGUGGAGCAACAGGUUCAUGCUGUGGUAGAUGAAGACCAUCUUUAUGAUCAUGGUCGUGUGCAUGAUGUGCCUCCCCAAGGAUUGCAUUCCACUACCAAGAAUCCUAUGCUACAAGCACUGCAACGCCACGCCCGAAGGAAACCCGACGUUCCUGCAGUCAGAGCGAGUCUUGCUUUGGCACUCUACAAUGAGGACGAGCUUGGGUUGAUCGAUGAAUUGCUGUUCAGUUUGGGUCACCCUUACGGCGAGAACAAUGGUGAUGGGGCUGCUUCUACGAGUAGUGCUACAACUGGAGAGGAUUCACGGUCCCGACCAUCCGGAACUGACGUAGUGGAUUUGGCCAAUGAUCAUGAAAGGGAUUAUACCAACAUCGAAGAUGCAGCUUUUAGUGCAGGUGAGGAUAUGCGCGUUGCACAGCGGUAUAGAACUGGUUCUAGUACUAGUGCUAGAAAUAGUACCUCUAGUACUGCAACUACUACUGGUAGUGGUACUGCUGCUCGUCUCGACUUUCAGAAGAGUCAUCCUCCUAGUUCUCUUCAGCUGGUGACGAAAGAACAUGGAAAAAUCAAGAAGCAUAAGAAGGACCUUGACCAGAGAGACGGUACAACUUUGAAGAAGAAGAACAAGCAAAGCAUAAUUCCAGAGAGCUCAACAUCUUCUGGCUCCAUUUUGGACUCCACUAGACUGGGAAAGGGUGUCGCAGCUGCUGUCCGAGACGCUUUUGCCAACGAAUUGCACGUUUGUAGACCCGCUGUUCGAGUGACCAAGGUCGUCGUUUUGCCUCCAGAAAUUCUGAACCCAAGUGUUUCGUCACCGGCGAUCCUAGAGGAUUCCACUACUGCAGGUGAUAAUGUUCUGCCAACGUCGGCGACUACUAGAAGUAGUUCGGAGGUAAGAACGUACCAUGCAGCUCCUGGUUCUCCAGACUCUAUCUCUGCGCCAUCUGCUUCAACAGGAACCGCUAUGCAGCCUUCGUCCAUCCCUACUAAUCCUGAAGACAAC